This is a messenger RNA of Malassezia globosa CBS 7966, 1482 nucleotides long. RefSeq lists its product as uncharacterized. Gene Ontology annotation, molecular function: ornithine decarboxylase activity. Bases 1 to 1482 code for a protein of 493 amino acids. The transcript has a single exon. The record is from RefSeq and is a predicted model, not a curated record. Gene Ontology annotation, cellular component: cytoplasm. NCBI's taxonomy places the organism in Eukaryota, Fungi, Basidiomycota, Malasseziomycetes, Malasseziales, Malasseziaceae.
AUGUUUGUGUCACAGAUGCUAAAUGACGCGCGCUCCCUCACGCCGCCACCAGAUAACGUUGAAGAACUUGUGGCGCAGCCGAUUUCUAAGACGACUCUUGGUAUGCCACUUUAUCGUGGGUCAACAGCCCAGCAGUUCAAAGCGGUACUGGACAAGAUUGAUGUAGAUGAGUGCGAUGCAGACGGUGAGAAUGCUUUCUACGUCGCUGAUCUAGCGACGAUUUAUCGACAAUACGUGCGAUGGCGCCGAGAAUUGCCACGUAUAAUUCCAUUCUAUGCCGUCAAAUGCAAUCCGGAGCCAAUUGUGUUGCACUUGCUCGCAGCUUUAGGCCUCGGGUUUGACUGUGCUUCUAAUGGGGAGAUCCAGACAAUCCUCGAUAUGGGUGUGUCGCCGUCGCGCAUCAUCUACGCAAAUCCGUGCAAGGCUUCGUCAUUUGUACGUCGCGCGGCAGCCCAAAAUAUCUGUCUUACGACAUUUGAUAAUGUCGAUGAACUUUAUAAAAUGAAGCGCUUCCAUCCUGAAAGCAAGCUGGUCGUCCGGAUCUUGACGGAUGAUUCCAAGAGUGUUUGUCAACUGGGCAUCAAGUUUGGCGCGCCACUCGCUGACGUGCCACGUCUGCUUUCGAAGGCGCGUGAACUGGAUCUUGACGUUGUGGGUGUAAGCUUCCAUGUUGGCUCUGGCUGCUUCGAUCCUGAGGCGUACCGCGAUGCCCUGUAUCGUUCGCGCCAAGCCUUUGACAUGGGUCGUGAGUAUGGCUACACAUUUGACUUGCUAGACAUUGGUGGUGGAUUUGAGCACCAUAAUUUCGAAGCUAUUGCGAAAGUCGUACGCUCGGCGCUGGAUGAUUACUUCCCAGAUGAAGCAUUUGCUCCCGGCGGUUCGCGCAUGACAGAGCGACCGAAGGGAUUGCGCGUGAUUGCCGAGCCCGGUCGGUACUUUGUGUACCGAGCCUUUUCGCUUGCGACAAAUAUCAUUGCACGUCGCCAAUCCGAAGAGGAUAACAGUGACGCAGUUCGUCAAGAUGGGCAAGGAGGUGCUGAUGAUGGACGGCCCAAGGCCAUGUACUACCAAAAUGACGGCACGUAUGGCGCAUUCAAUUGCAUCUUGUUUGAUCAUCAACAAGUACAUCCAAAAGUACUCUCAAUGCAGCGCGACUUUGUAUACGAACGUGAAAGUUCUGUUCCAGAGCUAGCACAAGACCAAUGGCGGCCCUGCAGUGUAUGGGGCCCAACUUGUGACAGUAUGGACUGCAUCAUGAGGCAGACGCGCUUGCCUCGUGCACUUGAUGUUGGGGACUGGCUCGUCUAUGAAAAUAUGGGUGCCUAUACUUUGUGCGCGUCCUCGACGUUCAAUGGUCUUGCGCGGGCGCAGGUACGAUACACGAUCGGAUGUGAUGCUAUGGAACAAGAUGGUGCGCCAUUCACGGUGAUUAGUCUGCUGGAGUCGAAUGGCGUUGUGAGCGAACUGGAUGUGGUUAGUUGA